This is a messenger RNA of Acanthopagrus latus (yellowfin seabream), 1347 nucleotides long. RefSeq lists its product as uncharacterized. The record is from RefSeq and is a predicted model, not a curated record. Bases 95 to 1024 code for a protein of 309 amino acids. Lineage: Eukaryota; Metazoa; Chordata; Actinopteri; Spariformes; Sparidae. The transcript is spliced from 3 exons.
CUUCUGGGAUUGGCCACAGAGGAAGUAGUUCCUGUUUCAUAUUUAACUAGUGCUCAGCACAGUGAGGAAGAUAUCAUUUCAGCUGACAUGCAAAAUGGCCAUGUGGUUUCCUACAAGUCAGCUGCUUCUCUUUGCACUGAUAAGCUGGAAUGUCCAUUGCUAUCCUAUUAAAAAUGGCUGGAGCCAGCAUGAUUCUAAUGAAGGCAGUUACACUAGCAUGGAGGCAUCUCCUGGAUUUGAUUAUGGUUCAUCCCAAAGUUUUCCUGCUCAGCCUUCCGAUAUGAAUGACCCUGCUGUCUCCUUCCUGUAUGAGCCAGAGAAGGCACAAGUGUAUACUAGACCUGAAUCCUAUCCAGCAAGCCCUACUCCAGGUGUGUCCAGCAUGGCUUCAUGGAACACUGCUCCUGUGGCAGCAUCAACAACUGCCUAUGCCACGUCCAAAACAUCUCAACCCAUGUCUGACAUUGGCCUUCCUCCCCCUCCAUCCUCCUAUCAGGCAGGUGAGCUUGAAAGGUAUACAAGCAUCUUGGGGCAAGGUAGUUCAGAAAUGGAAACUGAAGAGCCAAAUUUUGUGCCCCCAUCGCCACCACCUGGUCCAUAUCCAGGACCGACCUACCUGGCUGGUGAGUUGCAUAACUAUGUAUUCAUCUCUGAGAAUGGAAAUGAAGAGAGGGAAAUGGAAGAACAAGGUUUUCUGCCCCUGCCUCCCUAUGCUGCUUCUCCACUGGGAGCUAAGGAGCUGUCUGCUUUGUCCACGUCUGAAGGCCCCAGGCAGCCAGUUUCCGAGGAACUGGAACCAGUGGGACAAAACUACUUCUACCAUCACUUCUUGACUGGUCAGCUUCCUACUGGCACACUGUCGCGCUUCCAGUCAGACUACGAGAGAGGCGGUGACGACUAUGGUGAAGUCCAAUAUGAGAGAUACUACUAUCCUGUAGCUCAACAGUCAACCGUCCCUACUCGGACCCAGGAGCUUCCCAGUGACGAAGUCUAUCAACAGCCUCAGUACUAUACCAAAGCUUAACAGGACACCAAGUCUUCAACUUGAAGCAGAUGAAGGCAGCUGUACUCCCUGCAGUUUACUAAAAUGUACUGAUGUCUGUGUUCAAGUUGCGUGUUCUGAAAUUUUAAUAAAAAAACACGGUCCCUCCUGUGUGUAAAUGUUUUCACCAUCGCUGUGGCAAACAACCUCUGAGCCAGUUAAUUGCUCUGUAAAAGUUGGCAAAUUACCCUAAUCUGGUGGGGAUGCAGACACCCUGUUGCUGGAUUUUGAUGUUUGACUGGUUUAAAGGAAUAUAAACACCCAGGUUGGGGAGGGAUUUGACAAGUCAUAACAGUCAUUUUCAG